UCUACUUGCAUCUCAGUCAAACUAUCAUCUGGAAACAAUAUAAUAACAGAUCGUUUCCUUUGUUAUACGAUAAUCUCGAAAAUACUUGUCAAAUUAUUUUGUGCUUUCGGAAUUGAAUGAGUAAGGUAAAAAUUUCAAAGCCUUAUGAGAAUUUUUGAAUAAUACGAAGAAAAGAAGUGUGAUACAGCUUUAAAAACGACAAUGGAUUAUACCUGGACGUUACAUCGUGCUCAACCACCAAGACAGGAAAUCGAGGAGGACGAACCCGAGGACCCAGUUGAGUUUGAGAUUGCUCCAGGAGUAUUUGUUGGUGAUAAUCGUCCUGUUUUCAUUAUUGCUGACAUAGGGCAAAACCACCAAGGCAAUUAUUUAAAAGCCAGAAGACUUAUACGAAUAGCUGCAGAUUGUGGAGUACAUUGUGUGGCAUUUCAAAAAUGUGACUUACAAAGUAGAUAUACUCAGGAAGCUUUAAAUCGUCCGUAUGAAAAAGAGCAUGCCCUUGGAGCUACUUAUGGAGAACAUAUGAGAGCUCUAGAAUUAUCAAAUGAAAAUUUCGUUAAAUUAAAACAGUAUGCUGAAGAACUUGGAUUGAUUUUUACAGCAACUGGUAUGGAUCAGCCAUCAAUUGAUUUCUUACAACAUAUUGGAGUACCAUUCUUCAAAAUAGAUUCUGCUGAUUCUACUAAUUUACCACUCCUGAGACAUGUUAGGAGAUAUAACAAGCCGCUUGUUAUUUCCACUGGUAUUACUAGAGAAGAAGACCUAGCUAAAGCUUAUUAUGAAAUCUUAUGGUCAGCAAAAAACAUAGCAAUAAUGCAAAGUACCAGUUGUUAUCCUACACCAUCGCGUUAUGCUAAUUUAAAAGUCAUAAAGGGUUACAAGAAUCUCUUCCCUAGAGCUGUUAUUGGAUAUUCGGGUCAUGAAGAAGGACUUGUAGAAUCCGUGGCCGCUGUUGCUAUUGGUGCAAAAAUUAUCGAGAGACGCAUUACAACUGGUCACUCUCGUAAACAGAGUAAUCAUGUAUCAUCAUUAAAUCCACAUGAACUUGAACAUUUUGUCGAAUCAAUUAAAAGAGUUGAGCAAGCCAUGGGAAAAUUCCAGAAAGAAAUUGAAGUUUGUGAACUAGAUAGCUAUACAAAGCUAGGGAAAACUAUUGUUGCAAAAAGAUUCCUUGCUAAGGGAAUAUAUAUUUCUGCGGAGGACUUGGAUGUUAAAUCUUCUGUGGAAAAGGAAUUUCACCCUCUUCGUUUUUGCGAACUUAUUGGUAGACGGCUGAAGAAGGCAGUUAAACGAGAUGUACCACUCAUGUCAUCUGAUUUUCAUUGAUGUUAUAAUUCUUCAGUUUUUUAUAUAUAUCAAGAACUUUUUGUAUUUUUUUUAAUUCAUUUCAUUGUAGAAAUAAUCACACUUAUUUCACAUUUCAGCAUUUAUGCUUGGCAAAAUCCAUUUUUUUUUAAGUUGUUUCUCCCAUUUCAAGCCUAUUACAUGUCUGAAUUUAUUAUCACUGAAUAUCCUGUAAAUGUGCUAUCCAUCAUCUAAUAAAAGGCAUUUUUUCUAU
Molecule: messenger RNA, 1558 nt
Organism: Argiope bruennichi
Lineage: Eukaryota; Metazoa; Arthropoda; Arachnida; Araneae; Araneidae
Product: sialic acid synthase-like
Exons: 8
Coding region: 202-1326 (374 amino acids)
Biological process (GO): carbohydrate biosynthetic process
Molecular function (GO): N-acylneuraminate-9-phosphate synthase activity
Source: RefSeq, a predicted model, not a curated record